Molecule: messenger RNA, 1797 nt
Organism: Kluyveromyces lactis
Lineage: Eukaryota; Fungi; Ascomycota; Saccharomycetes; Saccharomycetales; Saccharomycetaceae
Gene: VHT1
Product: Vht1p
Exons: 1
Coding region: 1-1797 (598 amino acids)
Biological process (GO): transmembrane transport
Cellular component (GO): membrane
Molecular function (GO): transmembrane transporter activity
Source: RefSeq, a predicted model, not a curated record
AUGGGUCUAGGCAAUUGGAGAAAGUAUUUCCCACAUGAGAGGAUCGUCAAGGAAUAUUCUUCAGAAGUUGAUGUAUCUGCUGAAGAUUAUAGCGAAGUGAGUUCUAAUGAGCAAGGAACGGAGAAGAAGCUUUCUCAGGACCAUGAAAUCACCAAACGUGUUUCCGUGGUUACCGAGGAAGGUACGUUGAGAACUGAUGUACCAUAUGAGUUGAGAGAUGAAGCAGACAGGAAAUGGUGGAAAUUCUUCGAUGAGUUUGAGUACAGGGCCAAUAAAGAAUACAAGAAGUCAAGAAACUGGUACAGUUUCAUGUAUCCAAACCAUACCACGCAAACCAAAGCAGAAAGGACUCUAUUGUACAAGUUGGAUCUUAUGAUCGGUUUGUACUUCUUGAUGCUUUGUUGGAGUAAAUCUUUGAACACCAAUAACUAUACUAGUGCAUAUGUGUCCCAUAUGAGAGAGGAUUUGAAUAUGAAGGGUAACGAUUAUAUUAACACUUCUGUUAUCAGUAACGUUGGUGCCAUUGUCUUCCAAUUGCCAUUCAUGUACGUGUUACCUAGAUUCCCAGCUCAUAUUAUUUUGCCUAUUAUGGACAUGGGUUGGACUUGGUUCACAUUUGCUUGCUUUAGAGCAAACAACUUGGCUUCAUUGAGAGCUUACCGUUUCCUAUUGAGUGCUUUUGGUGCUGCUUACUACCCUGUUUCUCAAUACGUCUUAGGUUCCUGGUACGCCCCAGAUGAAAUCUCUUCUAGAGUGUGUCUUUUCUUCUUUGGUCAAUUGUUAGGUGGUGUGACAUCCGGUCUAUUACAGGCCAGAAUUUUCAAAAGUUUGAACGGUGUUUUGGGCCAUGCAGGUUGGAGAUGGAUGUUCUUGAUUGAUUCUAUGGCAAUUUCAUUGCCAACUGCUUUCAUUGGAUUCUUUGUUAUUCCAGGCAUCCCAUCUAAAUGUUACUCUUUGUUCUUGACCGAUGAAGAAAUCGUCAUUGCUAGACGUAGGAAUUUAAGAAACCAAAUUAAAGAUGGUGUUCAAAAGUCCCAAUUGCCAUCUUUGCUGUCCUUAAAGUUAUGGAAAAAAGUGUUUUGCACUCCGACUUUUUGGGUUCUAGUUGUGUUCGAUACUUGUUCUUGGAAUAAUAUGACAGCCUUCAGUGGUUCUUACACAUUGUGGUUAGAUUCUAUUCCAUCUUACAGCACUGUACAAGUUAAUAACCUUUCUGUCCUACCGGCAUGUCUAGGUUUCGCUUUCGUCGCUAUCUGUGCCUUUGGUGCUGAUUUCUUCCGUUGUAAAUGGUUCUUCAUGGUCUUUGCAGCUAUGAUGAACUGCAUCUCCUGUGCUAUCCUAAUUAAAUGGGAUGUGUCUUCUGGUGCCAAAUGGUUUGCUUUCUUGAUGACUUAUUGGUCUGUGGCUCCAUCCCCAUGUCUAUGGUCAUUCAUCAAUGAUUUCUUAAGAUUCGAUCCGCAAGUUAAAGCCAUUACUUGGAUUGCGAUUUAUUCCAUCUCACAAUCCACUUAUGCAUGGAUUCCUUCUCUAGCCUGGAAAACUGAACAAUCCCCAAGAUUCAAAGUCGGUUAUACAGUCUCACUUGUCUUCGGUGCUAUUUAUGGUCUAUGGACAUUCGUCGUGUUGUACUUCUACAAGAGACAAGAACGUAGACAUGCAUUGGACAACGGUAUCAUCUUGUACAACUCCAAGAUGAGUGAACCAAUACCUAGUUUCGUUGAAUCUGAAUUAGUUAAAGAGGGAGAGUACUAUUAUUUAAAGAGCGAAACUAAUGAACCUGAACGUGUAUAUAACUAA